This is a messenger RNA of Saccostrea cuccullata (small rock oyster), 861 nucleotides long. RefSeq names its product 5-hydroxyisourate hydrolase-like. The transcript is spliced from 5 exons. Gene Ontology annotation, molecular function: hydroxyisourate hydrolase activity. Gene Ontology annotation, biological process: purine nucleobase metabolic process. The coding region runs from base 92 to 610 and encodes 172 amino acids. The record is from RefSeq and is a predicted model, not a curated record. Lineage: Eukaryota; Metazoa; Mollusca; Bivalvia; Ostreida; Ostreidae.
GACAGAUUUAGCAAGUGUUUGAGAGCUUUUCAUUCCUAUAUGGUGUAAAUAAUUUGAUUAAGCAGUGAUAUUUGAUUCAAUAUUAGCCAAGAUGGGAAUAGAAAAAAUGGAUUCCAAGCUAAAUACCCAUGUAAAAUAUUUGACCAUAGUGCACCGGUCAAUCACUCUUGGCACACAAACUGUGGAGGCUCAGGUAUCCAUUAUGAGAAACAUGCAUCUCAGAUUUAUGGUUGUAGCAUUUGUGAUUACCAUGAGUGGUGGUACUGUGGUGCCACCCUUAACCACACAUGUCCUGGACACUGCAAGAGGUAUCCCAGGAGGUGGUAUCAACAUGGUGUUGAUGAUCCGGUCCGGUAAUGGAGAAUUCAGGGAGAUAGAGAGAGGGACCACAAACAACGAUGGACGUGGUGGAUUCCUUACUAGUUCAUCUUUCCAGGCUGGAGCAGUCUACAAAUUAUUUUUUGACACAGACAACUACUUCAAAAGCAUUGGAGUGAAGGGCUUUUAUCCAUUUGUAGAGGUUGUGUUCCGUAUUGACGACCCAUCCCAGCAUUAUCAUGUACCCCUGUUGCUCAGUCCCUAUGGCUACUCCACCUACAGAGGUAGCUGACUAGGAACCGCCCCCACCAGUCGCUGUCAGUCUGUGUAUCCAGGGGUAUACGAUCUGAUCCUUAUAGUUGUCAUUAUCAUGACCCAAAAGCAUUACUAAAAAUCUCUCGUAUUACACUGUAAUUAUCGUAAUGUUACAUUUUCAAAAUAACAGAUAUACUUGUAUUGUUUUUGUUUAUGAUUAUAUAGAUAUUUUAUAUAUAAUUGUGAUUUUUUAUGAAAUUUUCUAAAUAUAACAUUGUAAAAAGAUAA